AAUCCCCCAGAAGCACACAUAUGGACCCUCUCCACUCCCUCCUCCUCCUCCUCCUCCUCCUCCUCUUCAUCGCCAGGCUGUCAGGUGCAGGCGGCGUGGCUGUGUGGACACAGAGCAGGGUUGCUGCUGAGGAAGGCAGCUCUGUGUCCGUGGCGUGUCACUAUGGGCCCCAGUAUAAGGACAGUGUGAAGUACUGGUGCAGGGGUCUGUUCUGGAGCUCCUGCAUCGUGCUGCAGCGCACAGACUCCACUCAGAAGAGAGCAGGCCUGUCAAUCACAGAUGACCCCGCCCAGCAGGUCUUCACCGUGACCCUGAGUGACCUGCGGGUCUGGGACUCAAACAGGUACUGGUGCGCUGUGAAGGUCAAAGGCAUCGAGACGCCAGACCCCAAGGCUGGGGUGUUCCUGUCUGUCACCAGAGGAAGUCCUCCACCAGGAACUCCACCCUCAACUCUGUCUACAGGAAGUCCUCCACCAGGAACUCCACCCUCCCCUCUGUCUACAGGAAGGCCUCCACCAGGAACUCCACCCUCCACUCCUAAAGGUGCAGGCGGCGUGGCUGUGUGGACACAGAGCAGGGUUGCUGCUGAGGAAGGCAGCUCUGUGUCCGUGGCGUGUCACUAUGGGCCCCAGUAUAAGGACAGUGUGAAGUACUGGUGCAGGGGUCUGUUCUGGAGCUCCUGCAUCGUGCUGCAGCGCACAGACUCCACUCAGAGGAGAGCAGGCCUGUCAGUCACAGAUGACCCCGCCCAGCAGGUCUUCACCGUGACCCUGAGUGACCUGCGGGUCAGGGACUCAAACAGGUACUGGUGCGCUGUGAAGGUCAAAGGCAUCGAGACGCCAGACCCCAAGGCUGGGGUGUUCCUGUCUGUCACCAGAGGAAGUCCUCCACCAGGAACUCCACCCUCAACUCUGUCUACAGGAAGUCCUCCACCAGGAACUCCACCCUCCACUCCUAAAGGUGCAGGCGGCGUGGCUGUGUGGACACAGAGCAGGGUUGCUGCUGAGGAAGGCAGCUCUGUGUCCGUGGCGUGUCACUAUGGGCCCCAGUAUAAGGACAGUGUGAAGUACUGGUGCAGGGGUCUGUUCUGGAGCUCCUGCAUCGUGCUGCAGCGCACAGACUCCACUCAGAGGAGAGCAGGCCUGUCAGUCACAGAUGACCCCGCCCAGCAGGUCUUCACCGUGACCCUGAGUGACCUGCGGGUCUGGGACUCAAACAGGUACUGGUGCGCUGUGAAGGUCAAAGGCAUCGAGACGCCAGACCCCAAGGCUGGGGUGUUCCUGUCUGUCACCAGAGGAAGUCCUCCACCAGGAACUCCACCCUCAACUCUGUCUACAGGAAGUCCUCCACCAGGAACUCCACCCUCCCCUCUGUCUACAGGAAGGCCUCCACCAGGAACUCCACCCUCCACUCCUAAAGGUGCAGGCGGCGUGGCUGUGUGGACACAGAGCAGGGUUGCUGCUGAGGAAGGCAGCUCUGUGUCCGUGGCGUGUCACUAUGGGCCCCAGUAUAAGGACAGUGUGAAGUACUGGUGCAGGGGUCUGUUCUGGAGCUCCUGCAUCGUGCUGCAGCGCACAGACUCCACUCAGAGGAGAGCAGGCCUGUCAAUCACAGAUGACCCCGCCCAGCAGGUCUUCACCGUGACCCUGAGUGACCUGCGGGUCAGGGACUCAAACAGGUACUGGUGCGCUGUGAAGGUCAAAGGCAUCGAGACGCCAGACCCCAAGGCUGGGGUGUUCCUGUCUGUCACCAGAGCGUUGCCCCUGACGACCCCACGAACAGUGGUCUCCGCAGCAACACCGCCCCCAACAGGAUGCUGUAUAGACUGCACAACACCUCUACCUUCAACACUUUCAACACCUCCACCCUCAACACCUUCACCUCCACCCUCAACACCUCCACCCACAACACCUUCACCUCCAACUUCAACAGCGCCACCCUCAACACCUCCACCCUCAACACCUUCACCUCCAACUUCAACAGCGCCACCUUCAACACCUUCACCCACAACACCUUCACCUUCAACACUUUCAACACCUCCACCCUCAACACCUCCACCCUCAACACCUUCACCUCCAACUUCAACAGCGCCACCUUCAACACCGCCACCCUCAACACCUUCACCUUCAACACUUUCAACACCUCCACCCUCAACACCUUCACCUCCAACUUCAACAGCGCCACCUUCAACACCUCCACCCACAACACCUCCACCCUCAACACCUUCACCUUCAACACCUCCAACUUCAACAGCGCCACCUUCAACACCUUCACCCUCAACACCGUCACCCUCAACACCUCCACCCUCGACACCAACUCAUUCUGCCCAGCCGUCGUCAGUUCCUCCAUCUGCGACACCGCCCGUCAGUCGGCCCAAGAGCGUCCGCUCUGCCACCCCCACUGCUCCGCCCGUGGUCCGAGCGGGCCUGAACAGAGCCCAGCACCGCAGCCUGCAGUGGUGGCAGUCCCUUCUGGUUGCCUGUGGGGUCCUGUUGUUAGUGACGACGGUUGCCAUGGUGACAUGGAAGACCUGGAGACUGCGAAAACACCCAUACAGCAGGUGGGAGAUGGACGAACUGGACUCAACGCCCACGCUCCACCCGGAGAACGAUAGCGAUCCCACGGGCCGCGUCCACCUCCUCUCCGGCAGGUCACGCCAGGGAGAACACCUGCUCUGAGGGCAAACUCGUGCUCAGUUAAGCUAACGUGCAAAUCUAACAUUUCUGUGAAAUAACUUUUCUUUGUUUUUUAUAAUUUUUUUGCAGUGUAAAAUUAAUGUGCCCGCCAUUUCCAUUUCUGAACAUUAAAAAUAAAAGUGUUGGAAAAUAA
This is a messenger RNA of Conger conger (European conger), 2829 nucleotides long. RefSeq names its product mucin-2-like. NCBI's taxonomy places the organism in Eukaryota, Metazoa, Chordata, Actinopteri, Anguilliformes, Congridae. Bases 21 to 2678 code for a protein of 885 amino acids. The record is from RefSeq and is a predicted model, not a curated record. The transcript has 12 exons.